UGAAGACUAAUUCAUGAGAUGGCAAAGGGGAGUGACGCAGUUAUUACAGAUGCCCAACGUCUCUAUUAAAUCUACAGGAAUUCAAAUGUCUAAUCUGUAGAUAUAUGUUUUAUCCUUUGAGAAUAAAUAGUGAUUUUAAAUAAAAACAGAGGAUUUGUUGAACGGCUCUGCUCGUGAUAUUCUAAUGCCGUUGAUGUUGGAGGUUGCUGCUUUCCACCUCGAGGAUUAGAUGCGGUAGCCAGCACGAGAUAUGCCGCAGCCCAAAUCACGAAAAAUCGCCAUCCUCGGGUACAGAUCCGUAGGGAAGUCCUCUCUAACAAUUCAGUUUGUGGAAGGCCAGUUUGUUGACUCCUAUGACCCAACAAUAGAAAACACAUUCACGAAGAUGAUCACGAUAAACGGACAAGAAUACCACCUGCAGUUGGUAGACACAGCGGGACAGGAUGAGUACUCUAUCUUUCCUCAGACAUAUUCCAUAGAUAUCAAUGGAUACAUCCUGGUCUACUCUGUCACGUCUAAUAAAAGUUUUGAAGUAGUUCAGGUUAUCCAUGAGAAACUUCUGGAUAUGGUGGGGAAAGCUCAAGUACCUAUUAUAUUGGUGGGGAAUAAGAAUGACCUGCACAUGGAACGGGUGAUCAGCUAUGAGGAAGGGAAGGCCCUAGCAGACUCCUGGAACGCUGCCUUCAUGGAGUCCUCAGCUAAGGAGAACCAGACGGCGGUCGAGGUGUUCAGGACCAUGAUCCUGGAGGCGGAGAAGCUGGAAGGCGGCGUCCAACCAGGGAAGUCUUCCUGCACCCUCAUGUAGAGCUGCCAACCAAUCAAACACAGAAUAGGACACUGCACUGGGAUAUCCCGUUACUUGAAGGCUUCCUGCCAGUUCCAACUACUACUUCUCAACUGUCAUCAACUGUCUUCAACUGUUUAUUUACCAGUGUUUCUGUUUCUGUAUGUCUAUUGUUUUCCCAUUUGUUAUGAAAGGUUGAGUGACUGUUUUCUGUCAUACUGUACAUUUCCCACAAUCCACCUCUCAACUGUUCUGACCUCAGCCCUGAUGCAAAACUGAGGCCCCGGCAAGAAAUGACCCCUAGUUCCAAGAACAGGCUCUCCAACCCUGUUCCUGGAGAGAUACCCUCCUGUAGGUUUACACUCCAGCCCUGUUCCUGGAGAGCUACCCUCCUAUAGGUUUUAACUCCAACCCUGUUCCUGGAGAGCUACCCUCCUGUAGGUUUACACUCCAACCCUGUUCCUGGAGAGCUACCCUCCUGUAGGUUUACACUCCAACCCUGUUCCUGGAGAGAUACCCUCCUGUAGGUUUACACUCCAACCCUGUUCCUGGAGAGAUACCCUCCUGUAGGUUUUAACUCCAACCCUGUUCCCGGAGAGCUACCCUCCAGUAGGUUUUAACUCCAACCCUUUUCCUGGAGAGAUACCAUCCUGUAGGUUAACUCCAACCCUGUUCCUGGAGAGCUACCCUCCUGUAGGUUAACUCAAACCCUGUUCCUGGAGAGAUACCAUCCUGUACGUUUUAACUCCAACCCUGUUCCUGGAGAGCUACCCUCCUGUAGGUUUUAACCCAAACCCUGUUCCUGGAGAGCUACCCUCCUGUAGGUUUGAAAUCCAACCAUGUUCCUGGAGAACUACCAUCCUGUAGGUUUUAACUCCAACCCUGUUCCUGAUUCCAAUAAUUAGUUGGUUGAUGAGCUGAAUCAGGUUAGCUACAACUGGGGUUAGCAUUAAAACCUACAGUAGGGUUAGCAUUAAAACCUACAGGAGGGUUAGCAUUAAAACCUACGGGAGGGUUAGCAUUAAAACCUACAGGAGGGUUAGCAUUAAAACCUACAGGAGGGUUAGCAUUAAAACCUACAGGAGGGUUAGCAUUAAAACCUACGGGAGGGUUGGCAUUAAAACCUACAGGAGGGUUGGCAUUAAAACCUACAGGAGGGUUGGCAUUAAAACCUACAGGAGGGUUAGCAUUAAAACCUACAGGAGGGUUAGCAUUAAAACCUACAGGAGGGUUAGCAUUAAAACCUACAGGAGGGUUAGCAUUAAAACCUACAGGAGGGUUAGCAUUAAAACCUACAGGAGGGUUAGCAUUAAAACCUACAGGAGGGUUAGCAUUAAAACUUACUGGAGGUAGCUGCUGCACAGGUGUCCAUUCUGGCCUCAUGGUGGAAGGUGACUUGAGUUCUGAGAUAUUUUAAUAUGAUUUGUUUUCACAUUGAACCUCCUCAUAUGAGACAUGACAUGAAGACAAACAUGUCCUUGUAUUGAAAUAUAUUUUUAUUUAAUUGUAUUUUUGUUUAUUUCAUCAGUGAUUGUUUUCUUACACCGCUUUCUUCCAUUGUUAUUGUCAUUGUCACACCACUGAUUCUUACAGGAAAUUGUUCAAUUAACUUGGUGGAAAAUCCCAACUUCCUUAAGUCAAACUUUCACUUCGAGCCCGACUCAAUCUGAUCCGCAUACCUGAUGUUUAGACGUUGUUGGUGAAACUGCGUUAGAGCUGUCAAAUUCACAAGCGCCUUCCGUCAUUACACCUAGCUGUGCGUUUGAACUAGGACGCCUCGCCAGGCUAGCUUCAUCCUCGUGUGGGUGCUAGCAAGCUAGGUAGUGCUAGGUAUCAACAGCCAAUCGAGUAGAGUCCGGAAGCUAUAGUGACCUUCGAUUGGUCAAGCGUCCAGCGAUGUCGCAGAGUAUUUGCAUAAAGUUCAGCUUUCCACAACUUUGGUCCGGUCCUGUUCAUGUCCCUCGCCCAUGCUCGCAUCACCCAACGGUCCCCCCGUCCACUUUGCCUAUCUUCCAUUGGAAAUGAAUGGUUUUCCGUAGUUUCAUCGCUCAUAUCGUCUUCAUUGAAUGGCCUGUUUAUACUAGUGUAACCGAUGUGAAAUGGCUAGUUAGUUAGCGGUGGUGCGCGCUGGUUCCCCUUGCUCUGCAAGGGCCGCGGCUUUUGUGGAGCGAUGGGUAACGAUGCUUCGUGGGUGUUGUUGAUGUGUGCAGAGGGUCCCUGGUUCGCGCCUGGUUCGGGGCGAGGGGGGCGGACUAAAAGUUGUACUGUUACACUAGGAAGCGGAAUCGCACGCUGAAACAUUCAGAAGCAAUUCACUUUCAAUGGAAGGAAAGCAAGAGAAGCGGAGAGGGACCGAGCAUGGGGAAGGGAGACGAACAAGGCGGGACUAAAGUUGGGGAAAGAUGAACUUUAUUCAAAUCCUCCACGAUAUCAUGAUGUGCGUGACCAAUCGAAGCUCACCAUAGCUUCCAAACCCCUAAUGGGUUGGCUGACAGCGGCUGUUGAUACCAGUGGAGGCUGGUGGAAGGAGCUAUAGGAGGACAGGCUCAUUGGAAUGGCUGGAGUGGAAUCAAUGGAACGGUAUCAAACAGAUCAGAGAUAUGGAAACCAUGGAAACCAUGUUUGACUCCUGAUCCAUUGAUACCACUCCAGCCAUUACAAUAAGCCUGUCUUGCUGUAGCUCCUCCCACCAGCCUCCACUGGUUGAUACCUAGCAUUACCUAGCGUGCUUAUUAGCACCCACGUGAGCUUGGUGGCUAGGCCAGUGCCACUUGUAAUAUAAAUCCUCUGAAGAGGCUCUGUAAAGCGGACAUUGCAAUUGGCUGCAUGUAGUCGCAUUAAGAGAAAUCCCAACGCAGCCUUGUUGACAAGUUGGAACACUGGAAUGUGAGAUGUAAACUACACCUCCAUUAGGAGAAUAGAAAUCCUCAUUAUUCUGUUUUUAACGAUUUUUAAUUUAAGCAUCAUUAUUUCUAUUAUAACCUACACUUUCUCCUUCUGAACUUCUAACGCAAGGGGGGAUGGAUGUGGCUUCGUGACAAUGAUCGCAAGAGCAGCUGCUCAACCGAUUUGACAGUUCCAACUCAGUUCCACCUCCGAUAUCUCCAAAACAUCAGCUAUGCUGGAGUCGUCUGUCGCCUGUUAACGAUUGGUCUGAUUGAAUCUAGGCCUUAGUCUCCCAUCGACAUCAAUGCAUGACUAAGUGGAAAUUCAACUUAAGUGGAAGUUAGGAUUUACUCUUUAGACACGUCUUCUGAUGCAUUAGAGCUGUUUCUCUGUCUCUAAUGCACAGCUCUUUAUUUUUCGACCUCACCCCCCCCUCUCUCGUCGUCAGGCGGAUGUUAUUUCUUCCUAGCUGUUAUUGUCAUCAGCCCCCCAAAAAACUGACAUCCCAUUUUCUAAUGUUAAAAAUGGUGUACAAAUGUUUUUUGAUUGUAGUCAUUAAAGUGUAAAGUUAUGAUGUA
Molecule: messenger RNA, 4248 nt
Organism: Salvelinus fontinalis (brook trout)
Lineage: Eukaryota; Metazoa; Chordata; Actinopteri; Salmoniformes; Salmonidae
Product: GTP-binding protein Rheb-like
Exons: 8
Coding region: 251-805 (184 amino acids)
Biological process (GO): small GTPase-mediated signal transduction
Cellular component (GO): plasma membrane
Molecular function (GO): GTPase activity; GDP binding; GTP binding
Source: RefSeq, a predicted model, not a curated record